Molecule: messenger RNA, 288 nt
Organism: Kickxella alabastrina
Lineage: Eukaryota; Fungi; Kickxellomycota; Kickxellomycetes; Kickxellales; Kickxellaceae
Product: velvet factor
Exons: 1
Source: RefSeq, a predicted model, not a curated record
AUGACAGGAUCGGUGGUGGCGUCGCUGGCGCAUCUCAAGGACGUCAACGGCAAUGACGGCGCGUUCUUCGUGUUCCCCGAUCUGUCAGUGCGCUGCGAGGGCGUGUACCGGCUGAAGUUUUCGUUGUUUGAAAUUGUGGGCAAUCAGGUAUUCUUUUGCAAGUCGAUCACGUCGACGAUGUUCACAGUGUACUCGGCCAAAAAGUUUCCGGGCAUGGACGAGUCCACGCGGCUGACCAAGCUGUUUGCCGAGCAGGGCCUUAAGAUUCGCGUGCGGAAGGAGCAAAAG